CUAUUAGUUGUAUGUGUAUAACAUUAUUUAGUACACAAUCGGGUUGUAUAAAAUUAAAUUAAUUAAAUUGGUGUGUAUAAAAAGGAUUUAUUUUUGUGUGUCACAAGAUGUUGCUUCUGUUAUUAGUAUUAACAAUUUUGUCUCAACACAAUGUUUUAGGGCAAUUCGGGGAAUACGCCCAAGAGUACGGCUACGUGACCGUAAGGCCGGGCGCACACAUGUUCUACUGGUUGUUCUACACGACCGCCGACGUCCCUAACUACACUGAUAGGCCCCUGAUAGUGUGGCUGCAAGGCGGGCCCGGCGGAUCCUCCACUGGUACUGGCAACUUCGAGAUCCUCGGUCCACUCGACCUCUCGCUCCAGGAGAGGAACUUCACAUGGAUAAAAAACUUCAACGUUCUUUUUGUGGAUAAUCCAGUUGGUACAGGCUUCAGCUAUGUUGAGAACUUGCAGCUCCUGACUACAACGAACGACCAAAUAGCUUUGGAUUUCGUAGAACUGAUGAGAGGCUUUUAUGCCGACAAUCCUAUGUUCGAGGGAAUUAACUUGUAUAUCUACGGCCAGUCGUAUGGCGGGAAAAUGGCAGUCGACAUGGCACUCCGAAUGCGUGAGGCAGAAGAAGCUGGAACCAUCCAAUCGAAUCUUCGCGGCAUCGCGAUGGGUAACGCCUGGAUAUCUCCAGUAGACGCAACCUUGACGUGGGGCCCCUUACUCUUAGCAGCUGGGCUUGUAGACCAGGAGGGAUAUGAAGCUAUUCAGGCCUCCGCUCGGGAAGCUGAACGACUUUUCAAUGAGGGUCAGUACGUGGCGUCCACCAAUCAAUGGGCUGCGACGCAAGGCGUAGUCUUCCAACGCACUACUAACGUGGACUUCUACAACAUACUGACGAAAAUGCCCACAAAUCAGCCGGAAUCGCGAAGUGCUUUGGAAUUGUCACGUGACAUGCUAAUACACAACAGGCCGUACGGAUCUCCUAUGAACGACCCGGUUGUGUACACUCUCAACUACAUGAUGAACAACUUGGUAAAGCCAGCCCUAGGAAUCCCAGACCACGUGGUAUGGGGCAGUCAGUCUAACGCAGUAUUCAAUUACCAAAACGGUGACUUCAUGAAACCUGUCACUGAAGGCAUUGAAAAGCUAUUAAACGAAACCGAUAUAAUAAUCACCAAGUACAAUGGAAACCUAGACCUGAUAUGCGACACUCCGGGUCAAAUUCUCUGGGUGGACAGACUCAAAUGGCCUGGAGCGGAAGCAUACAAGAACGCUACCCGUCAGCCCAUUUGGGAAAACGAUAAGCUGGAGGGUUAUUAUAAAGCGUACGGAAACUUUAGAUUCUUCUGGAUCAACGUAGCAGGCCAUAGUGUUCCGAGGGAUAAUCCGGCUGGAAGUAAUGCCUUUUUGAGAGAUAUGACAUCUUUUGGAUAAACGAAGCGUCAUGCGUUGAUGUCUUUUGCAUGUUAGUGACAAUGAUAUAAUUGUCACAUGGUGGCAUUGUUAGUGGAAGACUGUUACUUGUUAUGACGUGUCACAGUCUCUAUACUCUAAUGUAAUCGGCAUCAAGUACAAAUUACAAAUAAAAUAAACAUCUAUCAAUGUGUUAAUUUCAAAUUUUCGUGAUCUUUCACUUGCGCUGACUAAGCCGUAAAUAUAUCAUAAUUGUAAAAAAUAAAUAAAUUUUGAUAUUUAAUAAAUUA
Plodia interpunctella (Indianmeal moth) is the source of this 1696-nucleotide messenger RNA. RefSeq names its product retinoid-inducible serine carboxypeptidase-like. The transcript is spliced from 9 exons. Gene Ontology annotation, molecular function: serine-type carboxypeptidase activity. The record is from RefSeq and is a predicted model, not a curated record. Gene Ontology annotation, biological process: proteolysis. Bases 108 to 1427 code for a protein of 439 amino acids. NCBI's taxonomy places the organism in Eukaryota, Metazoa, Arthropoda, Insecta, Lepidoptera, Pyralidae.